Messenger RNA from Leptopilina heterotoma, 2206 nucleotides. RefSeq names its product fatty acyl-CoA reductase wat-like. The transcript is spliced from 10 exons. Gene Ontology annotation, molecular function: alcohol-forming very long-chain fatty acyl-CoA reductase (NADP+) activity. Bases 90 to 1586 code for a protein of 498 amino acids. Gene Ontology annotation, biological process: long-chain fatty-acyl-CoA metabolic process. NCBI's taxonomy places the organism in Eukaryota, Metazoa, Arthropoda, Insecta, Hymenoptera, Figitidae. The record is from RefSeq and is a predicted model, not a curated record. Gene Ontology annotation, cellular component: peroxisome.
GAAAAUUAGAGUCUUUUUAGUUACCUUUCAAACAUCAUACUGUGCGAUUUACUUGAACACAAAUUAAAAAAACUUCUUUUUCAUUAAUUAUGUCUCAAAUUCAAGAAUUUUAUAACGAUCGAAGUAUAUUUAUUACAGGAGGCACUGGUUUUAUGGGAAAAAUUUUAUUGGAAAAACUUGUACGUAGUUUACCGAAAUUGAAAAACAUUUAUCUUCUAAUUAGACCGAAAAAAGGGAAGAAAAUACAAGAACGAUUGGAUGAGUUUUUUAAAUUAGAAAUAUUUAAUCCUUUACGUGAAAAAAAUCCAUUUUUCGGGAAAAAAAUUAUUCCUUUAAGUGGUGAUGUUAGAAAACUGGGUUUAGGACUAUCAGACGAGGAUCGAGAAACACUUAUAAAAGAGGUGUCCAUCGUUAUUCACGCGGCAGCAACAACAAAAUUUGAUGAACCGUUGAAAGUAGCAGUGCCUAUUAAUGUUAACAGUGUUUUGGAAAUAAUUAAACUUUGCAGAGAAUUAAAAAAAUUAAAAGUGGCUGUCUAUGUAUCGACUGCAUUUAUUCGUGACAAUUCUUGCGCAAUUGAAGAAAAAAUAUAUCCAUUGCCUAUGACUCAUGAGGAGGUGAACAAUACUAUUGAAAUAAUAAAUCGAAGAAAAUUAUCGAAACGAGAUGAGGAACAAUUCACCAGACUGUUAUUGGGAAAUUGUCCCAAUACAUAUAUUUUCACAAAAUCAAUUGCAGAAGGAAUUUUAAAUGAAAAAGCAAGAGAUCUUCCGUUUUUUGUCUUUAGAUUUCCAAUUGCAUCGGCAACGUAUAAAGAACCCGUGACUGGAUGGGUUGAUACUAUUCAAGGUUUUAAUCAACUCAUGAUGGGAUUGGGUCUUGGUGUUAUAAGAACAUUACUUUGUCCAGAUAAAACCGAAGUUAUGUACAUGGUACCAGCUGAUUUUGCUUGUAAUGCUUUAAUUGCUUCAAUUUGGGAUACAGAAAAUGGGAGGAUAAGAUCUUCCGAAACUGACGUACCAGUUUAUACUUAUGUAAAUGGAAAUGAAAAUCCAUUUACCAAAGCAGAGUUUGAAAGAAUCGCAUAUUCCGCAAAGCCUGAUUUACUUCCAUCCAAAUUGCUUUAUUAUCCUGAAACAAUUAUAGCUCGCUCACCACAAGUAUUCGCAGUUCUUGAUUUCUUCUUUCAUCUUUUGCCUGCCUUAUUUGGUGAUAUUGUUUUUCGAAUAAUGGGCAAAAAACCCAUAUUCUACAAAAUCUAUAAAAAGGGAGUGAAAUUUUUCAAAAGCACUGAAUUUUUCUCAAUGGGAACAUGGACGUUUGAAAAUAAGAGAAUUGAAUUACUGUGGGAAAAGUUAUCAAAUGAAGAUAAAGAAUUGUUUCCCUUCGAUAUGAAAAAUAUUGUUUGGAGUGAUGUUAUAUUGGAAUACUGGAAAGGAGUCUUAAAAUAUAUAUUAAAAGAUGAUUUCACUCCUGAAAAUCGACGACAGGCAAAACGUCGAUAUUAUUUUUUACUACUUUUACAUCGAACUAUUCAAACACUGUUUGCUGCCUUUCUAUUUUGGUUUUUAUGGAAAUUGUUUUAGUAUCGAAUUAAUUAUUUACUUGAAUAAAUUUAAUUGUCGAAAUAAAUGUUUUAUUUCACAUGCACAAAAAUGGCGCUUUUAGAUAGGUGACGACAGGGAGCAAAGUACUACGCCAGUGCUGGCGGCUACAUUGACAGUCAACACUGGCAUGAUAACGAGGAGGGCCUCUGGCGAAGUACUGCCUGUCAGUGCUUCCAGACAGCGCUGCCGCAGUACUGGUCCAGUGCUAAUAUUGAUAAAUAGUUAUUAUUCAUAAAAUGUUUCUUUUCUUCAUUUAAUAGUAUCAAAGAUAAAGACCUAGCAAUGGAAAUAAUAAAUAAAUUAGAAAAAAAUUGUUUAUAACAUUUAAAAAUUAAAUAACAGGCAAUUACGGUAUGUGCGUAUUAGAUUUCCAUAUUUUAGUACCUAAUGAUUAAAAUCUAGAAAUAUCGCAAUCCUAUGAAAAUAAACAUAAUUGCUUACGAGGGGAAUCGAAUCUACGACCUACAAACUUAUAGACUAACGCUCUAACCACUAUGCUAAUGACGCGUGUGUGCAGUAAAGUUUUAAUUUCUCAAUAUCAUUCAUACUUAUUAUUAUUAAAUCAAAGAUGAGAAAAAAUAUAGAUUCGUUAGAAUAAU